Messenger RNA from Lentinula edodes (shiitake mushroom), 639 nucleotides. Its product is annotated as cytochrome c/c1 heme-lyase. Bases 1 to 639 code for a protein of 212 amino acids. The record is from RefSeq and is a predicted model, not a curated record. Gene Ontology annotation, biological process: cytochrome c-heme linkage. The transcript has 2 exons. Gene Ontology annotation, cellular component: mitochondrion. Gene Ontology annotation, molecular function: holocytochrome-c synthase activity. Lineage: Eukaryota; Fungi; Basidiomycota; Agaricomycetes; Agaricales; Omphalotaceae.
AUGGCCUCCAAAUGUCCAGUUGACCACAGCGAGUCUCAAGAAUCUUGUCCAGUUGACCAUAGCUCUCAGUCUUCCAGCACUUGGACACGGUUCUUUUCCACCACAAACAAAUAUUCUGAUCAUAAUUUAUCCUCAGAACGCGAAGUAUCUACGAUACCCAAAGCCAGCGAUGGCAAUUGGGUAUACCCUUCCGAAGCGCAAUUCUUUGCGGCAAUGGCGCGUAAAAAUCAUAAUCCUCAGGUAGCGGAUAUGAAGACCAUUGUACCGAUACAUAACGCCGUCAAUGAGCGAGCUUGGUUUGAGGUUAUGAAGUGGGAGUCCGGCAGAGGCGGGGAGGCUUGUGGAGGAGUCAAACUCGUGAAUUUCAAAGGUAGACCUAAUGACAAAAGCCCACGGGCCAGAUGGAAAAUGUUCCUUGGGUAUGCCGCCCCUUUCGAUAGACACGAUUGGGUUGUCGACCGUUGCGGUUUGCAGAUGAGAUACAUUAUCGACUUCUACACUGGCCGCACGGAUCCUGCCACAAAAAAUGUCUCAUUUUACCUCGAUGUACGACCAGCCUUGGAUAACUGGGAAGCAGUCAAGAUGAGAGUUGAAACUUUCUGCAGAAAAUGGCUAGGGUCUAGUACGACCCAAUCAUGA